AGCUGCUGUUUGUUUGCCAUCCUUGUCGCACACAACAAACGUGUCAAAUUAGCUUUUGUCUUGCAGGAGUUUCUGGACAGGAUUAAGACACAGCUAGGAUCAUCAUGGUGGACGAUAGCACUAGAAAAACGUUGAGCAACAUUCCUUUGUUACAAACUCGAGCUGGCCCCCGUGAGAAAGAUAUUUGGGUGCAAAGAUUAAAAGAGGAAUACCAGGCGCUGAUUAAGUAUGUAGAAAAUAACAAGCAGUCGGGUAGUGAUUGGUUCCGUCUCGAGUCGAACAAGGAGGGCACCAAAUGGUUUGGAAAAUGCUGGUAUAUGCACAAUCUUCUGAAAUAUGAAUUCGAGGUGGAGUUUGACAUUCCCGUGACAUACCCAACCACAGCUCCAGAGAUAGCCGUUCCCGAGUUGGAUGGCAAAACAGCAAAAAUGUACCGAGGCGGCAAAAUUUGCCUAACAGAACACUUUAAGCCUCUGUGGGCAAGAAAUGUUCCCAAAUUUGGCAUUGCCCAUGCCAUGGCUUUGGGGUUGGCCCCAUGGUUAGCCGUUGAGAUACCCGAUCUCAUUGAAAAAGGCAUCAUCAGCUACAAGGAGAAAUAGGCAGAACAAUUGUUAGAUCAAAUUUGAAUGAGAACAAAUGCAUGUUGUAUAUUCUGAAAAAAAGUCA
This is a messenger RNA of Drosophila willistoni, 666 nucleotides long. RefSeq names its product ubiquitin-fold modifier-conjugating enzyme 1 (gene Ufc1). Gene Ontology annotation, biological process: protein K69-linked ufmylation. Gene Ontology annotation, cellular component: cytoplasm. The coding region runs from base 105 to 599 and encodes 164 amino acids. The transcript has 3 exons. Gene Ontology annotation, molecular function: UFM1 conjugating enzyme activity. The record is from RefSeq and is a predicted model, not a curated record. NCBI's taxonomy places the organism in Eukaryota, Metazoa, Arthropoda, Insecta, Diptera, Drosophilidae.